AUGAAAGCCCCAACUACCGGGUUACUCUCCUUUCCUUUGUCCUUCCUACAUGGCUACAUAUCUUCAGCUUCGAGAAUUCUAGCCACUUCUUUAGCUGGAGCCGUGCCGACCACCAACAACUCGAUUAGUCCGCCUUCUCCAGACUCCUUGUUCUAUUCACAUCGACUUACCGAAUCUCAUUUCCAUGUUUCCACUGAUUCUUUAACCUCUCAUUUAUCCGGCGGCCCUUCUUCUCAGCUAGCUGGUAGUUACGUGCCUGCUGUUAAGGCAUCAGGCCAACUCCGCUCUUGCUCUUAUUUUAUGUCGAAUCUGCAAGCAGCUUCAUCUGCCGCUACCUCUCAUCGCAGUGAUACAUCUAAUUCGACAGAUCCAUAUUCGAGAAUUGAAUUCGCUGGCUCAAAGUGA
Molecule: messenger RNA, 405 nt
Organism: Protopolystoma xenopodis
Lineage: Eukaryota; Metazoa; Platyhelminthes; Monogenea; Polystomatidea; Polystomatidae
Source: the annotation of a GenBank genome assembly